Entrophospora sp. SA101 is the source of this 2388-nucleotide messenger RNA. Lineage: Eukaryota; Fungi; Glomeromycota; Glomeromycetes; Entrophosporales; Entrophosporaceae. The record is from the annotation of a GenBank genome assembly.
AUGGUUGUGUUUGAUUCAGAUGCACAAAAUACAACUUGCCCUCAUAUUAAAGAUGCCAUUAGUUUAGAAAAUAUAGAAGGUCCGAUAGAAAAGCUUAGCUCCAACUUACAAUGUGAAACAUGUUCUGGUGGUAAUACUAAGGAAACAGACAAUCUCUCAAUGAAAACAUCAAAUUCAUCUGGUAGCGAACACACGUUAGUUGAUGAUUCGUCACCAAAUACCGAACCAGAUCCAAUAUCUGCUCGAAGUCUUCUUUUAUGUCUUAGCUGUGGUCAACUGAACUGUGGUCGUGAUGAUUCCAAACACGCGCUCGCUCACUACGGUGAAAGUAAAGAACAUUUUAUUGCGAUUAAUAUCAAAACUUUUGAUGUUUGGUGUUAUGCAUGUGAUGAUAAUCCAUCAAAUCUAACAGAAGAUCAAUCUCAAACUAUUGAUAAAGUACAAUCGUUAAUUCGUGAAGCUUCAGAAUCAAAAGAUAUUGAAAUUGAAGCACCAGGAUUACAAAAUCUUGGUAACACUUGCUUCUUUAAUUCUUUAAUGCAGGUUGUCGCAGCAACAUCAGUCCUUCAUGAUAUUCUUGACCCAUCAAAUCCUUAUUAUAAUCCUCCACUAGUAUCAUAUAAAAAAUGCCCUGCUGCUACAAGUGAGGAUGUUGGUCCGUUAACAGAUAAUUUCAAAUCAUUUCUAGAUAUGAUGUGGAAACAACAUGAUGGAACUGUAAAUCCAAAAAAUUUGUUCCAAGAAAUUUCAAGAAAAUGGCAGCAAUUUAGAGGAUGGAGACAACAAGACAGCCAAGAAGUAAUGCGAUAUUUAUUUGAUGGCAUAAAAAUCGAUGAAAUAUCAUCUCAAGGUUCUAUAAAUCAAAAAGAAAAGGAUAAAUCAUCAGUUCAAAAAUACGAAUCUUUUAUUGAUGCAUGUUUCGGUGGAAAAUUAGUUAGUGUUAUCGUUUGCGAUACUUGUGAUAACAAAUAUACGAAUGAGAGUACCACUUAUUAUAGCACAUAUGACAGUAGAUAUGGCUCGCGAGAUGAUAAUUCAUCGCCACAUAGUAGUGGUGGUGACGCUGAUAUUGGCGAUGAUGGUGAUGCAAUAGUGGAGUCAGAUGAUAAUGACGGACAACAAAAAAAAUUUGAUAACGAGACAAAACCUUCAGCCAAAUCAAUAAAGCAAAAUGAUAUAUCGUUGAUUGAUUGUCUUAAUAGUUUUAUGAGAGUAGAAACUUUAGAAGUUGAAGAAACAGACGAUAUGAUUAUUAUUCGAACAACACCUGAUCAUAACAAACAUGAACCAAAUGAUGCUGAGGAUUCACUGAAUCGUGGCGGCAAUAAUGAUUAUAAUGGUGAUGGGACUGUUAAUGGUGAAGAAGAAGUUGAAGGGUCAGAUGAUAAAAUGAUUAUUAGUCAAACGGCAUCUAUUGAUUUUAAAUUGCAAAAAGCCUAUAAACGGUAUUUAUUCGCUUCAUUACCACCAGUGUUAGUAUUUCAUCUGAAAAGAUUUCAACAAGUUGGUAGUAGAUGGUCGAUGCACAUGAAAAAAAUAGAUGAUUUUGUUUCGUUUGAAGAGGAAAUAGAUGUUGGCGAGUUUGUCGUACCACCAGAAAUCGAGGAAGACGAAGAGGAAGAAUCAGAUGGUACGGAUGCUGAUGAUGAUAGUAAUAAUAAUUAUAAAAGAUAUAAGGCAGACGAAAUUUCGAAUGAUGAUCAGGUGGAGGAUGAUGAUGCAAAAGAUCUUAAAAAACAACAGCAACAAAAUAAAUUAAUAGAGCAGCCAUCACAAUCUACUAAAUAUAGAUUGUAUGGAGUUGUUGUGCAUUUAGGAAGUUUAUUUAAUGGACAUUAUAUAGCAUUUGUGCUAUCUAGGAAUAUUGUUGGCGAGGGAGAGCAAACUGGCUUACCGAAUCUAUCGUAUGAUGAUCGGCGUACAGUUAAUGAGAUACAUAAACAAGCAGUUAAAACUGGCGAUGGACACCGACAAUGGAUUUAUUGUAGUGAUAGUUCAGUGAGAAGUGCUACAGUUGAAGAAGCGCUUUCGAGUGGACCAAGAAAUACAAGACAAUUAUCGGAAGAAAUACCUAACUAUACAGAAAAACUUAGAUCUGUUAGUUUUUUGAAAAAAGGUAUUUUGAAUGGUAUGAAGGCCAAUAAGUUCAUUAUAAAAAAAUACUCGCACGAAGAAAAGGAUUAUUUGUGGUAUAUCAAUAAUGAGAAAGUAAAAUCUGAAAAUUAUCGAGAGUUGAAAACACCGGAAGAAGUUAAACGAAUAGUUGAGGCGAGAAUAAAAGAACGAGAAUAUUUGGAUAUAAAAAAUCCAAGAAAAAUAUCACUAGAAAAUAUCUUUGAUGAAUUUUGGUGUCAACCAAUGAAAAUUAAAUUUUAUUUUGAGCUUUAA